Molecule: messenger RNA, 3175 nt
Organism: Nerophis lumbriciformis (worm pipefish)
Lineage: Eukaryota; Metazoa; Chordata; Actinopteri; Syngnathiformes; Syngnathidae
Gene: prrc1
Product: proline-rich coiled-coil 1
Biological process (GO): activation of protein kinase A activity
Cellular component (GO): cytoplasm
Molecular function (GO): protein kinase A regulatory subunit binding
Source: RefSeq, a predicted model, not a curated record
AAUACUUCGCCCCUACUAGCUUUAGCCCUCCCGGAGACGCGCAUCCUGAAGGGGCGUGUCCCGUGCCUGAUGGGAGACGUGGCAACACAUUACGUCAUCAAAGUGGGUCUGUGGUUGUUCUUGUUAUUAGCUUGUCAAGCUAGCAGUUAGUUUCUUCUCCUUCUUACGUGGACGUUAAAGGCUAAGGAGAUGAUGGAAGAGAGCGGGAUUGAGACUACGCCUCCAACCAGCCCGACACUUUCUGUGAGUGCAGCAGCUUUAGUCAGCUCUCCACCAAUGAGCAUGGGUCUGUCCAGCCCCGUUUUUCCUGCAGGCUCCAGUUCAGUGUCCAUUGGCUCCCUCUCAAUCAGUGCUCCACCCCAACCCGGUCCUUCCCUUCCUGCUUUUAGCGGUCCCAUUGCUCCACCGUCCAUUUUUCCUCCUCCAUCUUCACUUGCUCCUCCUUUCAGCACCGCCUCUCCCUUCCCCGCUGUUCCUGCCGUGUCAGUGCCCCCCCCGGCCUCUUCCACUGGACCACCGCCCAUAUCCUCUGGUGCACCUCCCGUCGGGCCGCCUCUUACCAACUACUUCCUGAGCUCAGGAUAUGAUAUCACGCGGGGUCAUGCUGGUCGAACACCGCAGACACCGCUCAUGCCAACAUUCUCCAGCCCUACCUCGAUUUCAGAUGUAGUGUCCAGCCCCAUGGUUCAGCAGCCUGUCAUGACAGGUGCUUUGGAUGCCAGAUCUCCUAUCACAUUUCCAGAGGAGCAGGAAGAUCCCAGGGUCUUUGGAGAGAACAAUUCCGGCGGAGGAAUAUGGGGCUUUUUCAAGGGAGUUGCAGGAAACACUGUCGUAAAAUCAGUCCUGGAUAAGACUAAACAUUCAGUAGAGUCCAUGAUCACUACUCUAGAUCCUGGCAUGGCUCCCUAUAUCAAGUCUGGAGGGGAUAUCGACAUUGUGGUGACUUCAGAUAAAGAGGCAAAUGUUGAUGCAGUCCGAGAGGCCUUUCAGGAGGUGUUUGGGAUGGCCAUGGUCACUGGGGAAAAUGGUCUGUCCAACAUUGCUCCACAGCCUGUGGGCUAUGCAGCUGGGCUCAAGGGGGCUCAGGAGCGCAUCGAUGGUCUCAGAAGAUCUGGGGUGAUCCAUGAGAAGCAGCCUGUGGUCUCUAUGGAAAACUUUAUCGCGGAACUCUUUCCUGAGAAGUGGUUUGACAUUGGCUGUUUGAUCCUGGAAGACCCGGCUAAUAACAUCAAAGUGGAGGUCUUCACCCAGGCAACUCCUUUGGCACUGGAACAUGUCCAGCAGGCUCAGUCCCAGACCCCUCCAGACUACAGCCUUCGUUGGUCUGGUCUUACAGUUACAGUAGGUGAGAUCCUGGAGCGCAGUCUGCCCAACAUCAAUAGAACAGAAUGGCAUUUGGCCAUGACAGGGAUGGCACAAAGGCAGAUGAUUCAGAGUGCUGCCAAAGCUUUGGCUGGAAUCUACAAACAGAGGCUGCCACCCAGAACUGCAUGAGGCUUUAUUGCUAUGUGUGUCAUCCACUGAGGAUUUGAUGACAUUUUGCAGAAGGAACUUAAGAUAACUGGUAGGUGAUGUCUCAUGUUAUUCCUUAAUGGGCAAAUUUGUGAAGAUCAGUGCUCAUUAACAUUCCAGCCCAACUGGAUUUUACUGUAGCGUAUCACUUACAAAGGUCCUCUUAAGAAGUAUAUACUGUAUAUCGUUUUAGCAUCUGCUCAACCUUUCUGAGAUUAUACUUUGUGAUGUAUAUUAACAAUUGAAACAUUCUUAUGCUGUCGUUCCCAAUAACAGUUGAAAAAAAACAAAACAGUUUUUGUGAAGCACAUGUAUGGUCACAGGCCGUAUUGAACCUAUUCCUUGUGGGUCAUUGUUUUGUAAAAAUCUAAGAUGGCCUCCACAAUAGCUCCUUUAACUUGUGAUAAACUGUACGUCCGCACAUUUUUUAUUAUUAUUAUUAUUAACAGUAGCAUCCGUGCCUCACAGUGUCUUUCGGGGGGGAAAUCUGGUCCUUGGAUAAAUGUACAGUAGUCAAUGACUCCUGACCUAGACUACGGACGUAUAAAACAUAAUGCCAAAAGAGUUUGCCUUAAUACGGUCUCUGCCACAUGAAAGAAUAAAAUGAUAAUCAAAUGAGGGUGUGUGUCUCAGGGGUAGUUCUUGUUUAAUUGGUCCACAGACUGUGUUUACACCCACAUGACGAGUGAGAAAUAGAUCUUUAAAUGUUACAUUGUGUUUUCUCAGGGCAUUCAAUCGAUCGCAACUGGACUGUUUGGUUUGUCUUAGAAGACGAUUCAUACGCCUCUCAUCCGAGUCUGCUUCAUCAGUUCGUGCUCAUACACUUAGAUUGGUGAGAUCUAGUCUUAGACUUAGAUUGUUUAGAUUUAGUCUAGCUGCUGGUGCCAAAACCCCAAAUAUUUAUACUCCAAAAACCAUACUUGCCAACCCUCCCGAAUUUUCCGGGAGACUCCCGAAUUUCAGUGCCUCUCCUGAAAAUCUCCCGAGACAACAAUUCUCCCGAAUUUCUUCCGAUUUCCAGCCGGACCUGAGUGAGGACAGCCUGUUGUCACGUCCACUAUUCCUCCUUAUAAACAGCGUGCCGGCCCGGUCACGUUAUAACAUCUACGGUUUUGGAGCUCAGUGCGCAACUGCACACACAACAAGAAGGAGACUAUUAUAUAUGUCUCCGUUAUCCACAGGUUUAUCUAUAACCCAUAAAGUAGGCAGGCACAGAGCUAUUUAUCAGUGUGUUUAUUCCAGCCGGCACGUUAAUUUACUGACACACAACAUCGGGAUUCCCAUCAUGCAUUGCUUCAAAACUACGGCACCUAGAAAUGUCCAAAAACAUAACAGAGACGAAGCAGAAGAACGAAGAAGAGACAGUCAUGGCGACGACGAGUAAGAAGAAGAAGUACGCUUGCAAUUUCCAAAAUGAUUGGAAACAAGAAUAUCAGUUCAUCCAGGACAACUCGAAGGGGAAGGGGGUUAGGGAGAGAUGGAAGAUUCCAGACUCUGGUGCAUUUGAUGAAGGCACUUUUGUGCGUGCCACACAAAAUGCAUCAUCAGAGAGGGUGUUCAUGGUUAGAAAGAUAGUGACAGAGAAUAGAACGAGGAUGGACAAUUCAACCCUAAACUCACUCCUUUCCUGCAAAUUAAAUUUCACAGAUGCUGCCCAUACCUA